CCGGGCCACCCACCGGUCUUGUUGAUGUCGACUUUCGAUUUCUCGACCGAUUUUGCCAACCAACAUUCAAAGAACAACAACAACAACUGAUUGAUAGCGGGCAUUGUGUUUUAUCUGGACAGAAACAUAACACAUCUGUCUACCAACAACUCGACUUCCAACAUCUCGACCCCAUCACAGAAAUACCAUAACAUCGACCUCAACGAAAACCAACAACAAUGUCGCCCCCUCCACACGGCCCCCGCCAUCGCGGCUACCACGCCUACAACAACAACCCCGACCCAUCCAACUCCAAUUGUUCCGCCCCUCCGACUCCCCCCGGCAGCAUCCCCUCUCCUUCCAUGUCCUUCCCCGGCUCGGGCUCGGCCCCCAACAGCAGCACCACCACCAUCACCAGCACCAACCCUUCCAACUCAAAUACCAGCCUCAACAACAUGACCCACCACCCCAACCUCCAUGUCCCCUCAACCCACUCCCAAUCCCAAUCAACAACAACAACAACAACAACAACAACAACAACAACAAGUGGAACAGACCGCACAGCAACCGCCCACGCAGCCACCCACCUCCUCACCACCUUAUUUCCCCCCUACUCCCAAACCAACCAACUAAUCGCCUCUUUAUCCGCGGAGCUCGACGCCCUCAAAGCGCGCCAACGAAUCUGGAAACGGCUCGCGCACGCCGCUGUCCUGUUCAGUUCCGACCACGAGUUGCGGUAUUCGCUACUGGACAAAUGCAAUGAUUUGGCGGAGUGCAUGAAGAUGUACCCUCGCUUACGAGAGGAAGUGGCCAAGAUGAAUGAGGUGGAGCUGCAAUUGUUUAGUAUUUCGAGUACCGCGAAGCAGUUGGUUGGGGAUGUUGAGUGGGUUAGGGCGGAGGAUGUGAGGGGGUUUGUGGAGGGGGUUAGGAGGGGGCAGCUUGCG
Molecule: messenger RNA, 923 nt
Organism: Neurospora tetrasperma FGSC 2508
Lineage: Eukaryota; Fungi; Ascomycota; Sordariomycetes; Sordariales; Sordariaceae
Exons: 2
Source: RefSeq, a predicted model, not a curated record